Molecule: messenger RNA, 2160 nt
Organism: Amaranthus tricolor (Joseph's coat)
Lineage: Eukaryota; Viridiplantae; Streptophyta; Magnoliopsida; Caryophyllales; Amaranthaceae
Product: embryo-specific protein ATS3A-like
Exons: 3
Coding region: 1339-1890 (183 amino acids)
Molecular function (GO): protein binding
Source: RefSeq, a predicted model, not a curated record
GUUCUAAUCAAUCAUCACACCGGUAAAUCAUGUUUGUGCCAUCCUCUUGCAUAGAAGGAAGUAGGAAAAAAAGAGUUCAUUCUUGAAGUAUUUUGUUUGUCUAACUGAACGCUCUGACCAGAGCAAUGUCGAGCAGUUCUAGUUUUGAUAUUGAUGAAAGCUCUUCGUGUAUCAUCACCAAUUAGAGACAUCGGCUUAUCGGGUACAAGGACGGGUGAAAGACUGUUUUGAAAGAAAAUCUAUAAUACUCUUAUGGCCUGUUUUGUUGUUGAUACUUAAUAGUCGUAAUGAUAACGAUUGUAGUGUAAAUUUUGUUUACAAAUUUUCGUACUACCUAAUACCUCCUCUGCAAAUGCUAAUGUGUUAGAAUUAAUUUUUUAAACGUACACUUAGAUAUAGAAAUAAAACUAGCAUAAGCAUUUAAAAUGUCAAGAAAUUUUCCUAUUAAAAUUAUACUAAUUUUUUCAUUAUCAUUUAACACAAUUUAAUACAAUCUUUGUUUCUUUUAAGUUGUUUUCAUUUGUCAUUUUGGGUUGUUUUGUUUGUUGUUCUCCUAAAGAAUCUUUUUAUUUAUAUUAUAAAUUUGGACAUAAUUAAUCGUGAUAAUCAUAAUUUAAUAUUUUUUUAAUGUUUAUGGUCUUCAUAUAUUAUUCAUUAACUUUAUUUUUACAUUUUAAUAUUGUUUAUCAUUCUCACAUGUUUUCCACUAAAUUUACUUUAAAUUUUUUUAGUAAUUGUAGUUAUAUAUUUUUUUAUUAACUUUAUUUUAAUAUUUUUUUACUGUUUGUGGUUCCUACUUUUCUCCAUUAAAUUCAUUAUUCAAUAAAAUAACAUAUCUUCUAUCUAAAAAAUUCCAUUAUUCUUAAUCCCCUUAACAUUCCUUGUAGAAACACAUUUAAGAAACGGAGAGACUAUCAACAACCAAACAGAGUAAUUACUUUAUUCCAAGCUCAAAUGUGCUUUACUUUCCACCCAAUUUUUUCAUUUGUUUUCCUCGCAUACUAUUAGUUAACAAGAGAAGAUAGUCAGAUUAUUGUGAAAAGGAGAAUAAUAGAAACUUGUGGAUUGAUUAACCUGACAUUAGUUAAACUUGCUGCGUUUAUCUAUGCUAAAACCAGAAAAUUAGUGAUGGUAUAAUUAUAAUCCAAGCAACUUAUUAUGCAUGGAUUGAUGGAUACAUAACAUUGCAUCAUGUCAUGCACAGAAACAGAGCUUUUCUGUUCUUUGAAGCAAGGAAUGCUCCCCUUGGAUGUUGUAUAAAACUAACUGGACUUAUUGGCUUAUUUCUGCACAACUAAAUACCAAAACUUCGCACAAAUCAGUCGGAUAUCAGCCGGAAUGGCAAUCCAUAAUCGAAUUUUCUUUGCACUUCUGUUCAUGCUUGCACUUACAUUGGACUGCCUUAACAUAUUUUUUGUCAAAGGAGAAGUGCAAAUGAAGGGAAACUGCAGCUAUGUAAUAACCAUAGAAACCAGUUGUUCUAAGGAUGCAGGGACUUCAGACUAUAUCAGCUUACGAUUUGGAGACUCAACUAAUGAUGUUUUGAUUCGUCCGCUUAACAAGAGGCGAGUAAAAUGGGUUGACACAAUGGGUGAGAAUGUCCUAGAUGAUGUCCCGAGGAGACCAUUCCAACCUUGCAGUGUUGAUGAGUUUCAGGUUGAUAAACCAUGUGUGGAUACACCCAUUUGCUACUUGUAUCUGAAGCUAACAGGAUCCGAUGACUGGCGACCGGGUUUUGCACAGGUUCGGGUUCAAGACGAGGCACGUUUCAAUUCGAAGUAUUUCUAUUUUCGCCAUUAUGUUCCUAGGCAUGUUUGGCAUGGUUAUGACUUGUGUGAUAGAGAGGUCACUCCCUUUGGGAUCAAGCAUAAAAGAAAGGUUUUUCAUUAACAUGGGAUUAUUGCAUUCUUAAAAUCAUUUUAACAUAAUUCGUCAAUUAAUUCGCUUUUUGAAUUUGCAAUUUGCUUGAAAUGACCCUAAUUAAUGGAUCAUGCAACAUAAGCUUCAGCUUAGUCGAGAGAUAAAUUUUUGUAGAAAACAAAGGUGAGAUAAAUUAUUGGCUUUGUAAGAGAUAUUUCUUCAAAUUUGCUUAAACAAUGUAACACUAUGUUUAUGUGUAGUAAAGAAAAAGAAAUUAGCCUUUUGUUUGCAAGGUAUUUU